AUGGCACCAAAAAAAGUCACGGAAUUACCUUACAAUACAAUUAUUCAAGCAUUAGAAGAUCAUCUUUGUCCGAAAAGAAACGUGUUGGUGUCUCAGCAUAAGUUUUUAUCUAUUUAUCAACAGGAAAAUGAAUCGAUUGCUGAAUAUGUGACUCAACUGAGAAGUAUGGUCAUUGAAUGCAAUUUUAUUUCUCCAUGUGAGUGCAAAGCAAAUAUAGCAGACGUGUUUUUACGAGCCCAAUUUAUUCGUGGGGUUAAAGAUAAUUCAAUUCGAGAAAAAUUGCUACAGACUCAAAAUAUAGACUUCAAGGAAAUUGUAGAGAAAGCGGUUGUGUUAGAAGCAUCAAAAAGUGAUAGCAGAGAGAUAAGGGCAAAUCAAGUAGAAGCGACUGAAAAUUCGGUCACAGAUAUCAAUCGUGUUACAAACAAAAACAAUCUGCCAAGAAUGAAUUUCAAAACUAAUGAACGUUCAAAAAUAAACUUCGAAGAGCUCGGUAUUAAAGACUUGUGUAUUCGAUGUGCCCGCCGUAAUCAUAGAGUCCGAGACUGUCGGGUAAAUCCUUCUAAGCUAAAGUGUUACACUUGUGGAAAAAAGGGACACGUCGAAAAAGUAUGCAUUCAGAAAUUAAUGCGAGAUACAAAUCAAGUCAGUGACGAUGAAACAGAAAUCAAUCAAAUUCAUGAUUAUAAUAUAAUAGUUGAUAUUUUCGAAAACAAACAAAUAGACAGCAAUGUUUCACCAAAAUAUUUCGUAACUGUACAAAUAAAUGGAAAGUAUCAAAAAUUCGAAGUAGAUUCAGGCGUAGGUUAUACAUUAAUACCAAAAAAAUUAUUCGAAAACUUGAAUUUAGAAGUAAAUGUUUCGCGAUCUAAGAUAGCUUUCCGUUCAUACACAAAAAAUGUGUUUGUGCCAGACGGAGUAGCUAUAGUUCAAGUUAAGUAUGGUAAUCGCGUUUUUCAAGAAAGCAUGUACAUUGUGUCAAAUGAGUAUUCACCACUAUUAGGAAGGUCAUGGAUCAGGAAGUUAAAAAUAAAUCUCCAUGAGAUAGACAAUAAAAUAAACAAACAAGAGAGUCAAGUGGUAAAUUCAAUAACAGAAAUAAAUGACAUUAGGCAGAAGUUUCCAGAAGUAUUUACGCAGAAAAUAGGGUGUGUUCCCAAUAUCGAAUUAAAUCUGAGGUUAAGAGAGAAUGCAAAACCUGUUUUUAUGAAAGCUAGAGAGAUACCAUAUGCGCUAAAAGAGAAAGUUGAUCAAGAACUAGAAAUGCUGGAAAAAGAAGGCAUUAUAAGCAAAAUCGAUGCAAGUGAUUGGGGUUCGCCACUGGUAGUGAUUCCAAAGGCAGACGGAGGAGUAAGGUUGUGUGUCGAUUACAAGGCAAGCGUUAACCCAUUUCUCGUUUCUUCAAACUACCCGUUUCGGAAAACAAAAUAUACUAAAUAG
Molecule: messenger RNA, 1440 nt
Organism: Teleopsis dalmanni
Lineage: Eukaryota; Metazoa; Arthropoda; Insecta; Diptera; Diopsidae
Exons: 1
Coding region: 1-1440 (479 amino acids)
Molecular function (GO): zinc ion binding; nucleic acid binding
Source: RefSeq, a predicted model, not a curated record